This is a messenger RNA of Cuscuta europaea, 10879 nucleotides long. Lineage: Eukaryota; Viridiplantae; Streptophyta; Magnoliopsida; Solanales; Convolvulaceae. The record is from the annotation of a GenBank genome assembly.
CUGCUUUCGGUGGAGCUGGGUCUCAGGUUUCCCUUUCAUCCUUUUGUGUUGGAGUACCUCCGUUUUGUAAAGCUAGCCCCCUGCCAGUUGACCCCGAACAGUCACUCAUAUAUGGCAGGGUUCCUGUCACUGUGCCUAAGCCGAAGGGUCCCCCCUACUCUGGAGCAAUUCUUCCUGUCAUUCAACUUAUGCCGGGGGGGGGCAUUCGAACGCCGGGGGCUAUGGUAAUCUGCAGCAACUCCCGAAGUUCAGGAUCUUUGAUGAGGCGCCUUCGUCUCACAAGGGGUGGAAAGACAAGUUUUGCUAUAUCCGGUUGGCCGAGAACCCCUUCUCCGCUCCGCUUGGCGACAGGUUUCGGUGGCACCCAAAGGCAGAAGGGUAUGCCCUCGAAAAGAAUGGGCAGGUGUUGUCCAAGAAGCCGGAGGGUUCCGAUAAACAUGUGUCCAUCAAAGGCGCAACGCUCUCCAGUGAGUUGUACAAGCUUGGCUUCCGUCGGUACCGGCUGAUGGGGGAGAAGGAGGAAGGCUACCCCCUGAUUGACCGCGUAUAUGAGAGUGCUGAAGGUUGUUGUAAUGCCGAAGGCUUUAUUUCUCAUGCUUAGAAAAUUUUCUUCCCCCUUUAUAUUUUUUGCUUUGCUGUAAUAGUGAACUAACCCUUGUGUGCCUUCUUGUGUUUCAGGACCAGAUAUGGACGCUCGGAACCUGGUCAAGCUGAAGCGGCAACUUGCCCGAGAGGAGCAGAAGAAGGAGGCCCCCGCACAGCAGAGGGCGGUCGAUGAGAUCUUCCCCAAGGCGGGAGCGGCCGAAGAGGCCAAGGAGGCGGGGCCCGUAUCGGAGGCCGCCGUCGGGGGCUCCCCCGGUCUGGAGCUGAAGAGAAAAAGGCAUGGGAAGGACCCGGCACAACCGGAGGGGAAGAAGAAGAAGAAGAAGAAGGGGGCCCCGGAGUCGAAGGAAGCCCCCGUUGUGGUCGUAGAAGAAUCUUCUCCUCCCAAGCCUUCGGGUCAGGCAACUGAUCUGACAUGGCCCCUGGACAAAGUCCAAUUUUCCAUUACGAAGGAGACUGCUAUCAUGCACGGGACCCUGAACCCGAAGGAGUUUUUGAGGGGUGCCACCCCUCCGACCGAUAAGUCCGUGCUCUCCCGUCAGGCCGACGAUGUCCUCUGCUCCAAGGUUCUGAUGGCCUCGGUUACGGCGAGCCUUGGCCUUGGCGAGCUGGUCCAGAGGAUAGAACAGCAUGACUCAGAGAAGAAGAAGGCCGCUGAAGCACUGGCCGAGGCCCGAAGGCAGCUCAAGGAGGUCGAGGACGCUCGCAAAGCUGAGCAAGAGGCUUUCAAAGACAUCCUCGAGGGCUCCAAGACGGUGGCCAGGGCCGAAGGUAAAGCAGAGGCGGAGAAGGCUGCGGCAGAUGCUGCCAAGAAAGCUGCGGAGGAUGCCGAGGAGGCCCGGAUCAAAGCUGUCGUCGAAGCCCGGGAGGAGGCUGUUGCUACUUUUUCCGAGGAGGGAUGGAAAGCCGAAGGUCGGCAAAAAUGGGUGGCUUCGGUGGUGGAAGCUUCGGUGGACGAAUGGGUGAAAGGCCCAGGCGCCAUGUGGUUGGCCCGAAAGGGGAAGGAAUAUUAUGACAGGAGUGAGUACUUUACUCAGGCCCUCGUAUAUCGAAGGUUGUCCCGGCAUUUUGGGGUGGACCCGAAGGCCUUUGAUCCGGCAUCCUAUGGCCUUCCUCCCCUUCAGCCAGACCCCAGGGUUCCCCUCCCUGAAGGUGUUGCGAGGCCUGACUUGGAAGACUCCCUGCUGAUGGCCGAGGGCAGUGACGAAGAGGAGGAGAUUGGUGAUGAUGCCGUGUCCAAGCCUGCAGUAGAGGACGCCUCCGGCAAUGCCGUCAAAAUUGUUGAGUAAUUUUGUACUUAGGAAUGUGUGAACAUAUUUUGUAAUGAACAACAUUUAUCCUUCGGCUUCGGCCUGUUUGUAAUUUUACACUCACUCCUGUUUUUGAUGAAUGCAUGCUGCCUCCGGGCUUUUCACCUUUGAAUGCGCCCUGUGUUUUGAAUGUAUGCCUUCUCCUUUUUGAGUGUAUGCCUUCUCCUUUGAACGUAUGUUUUAGAACUUAGAAUUUUUUCUGAUUGUAGCCUGCCCUUGGAAGCCUUCAGUAGUUGGGCACCCCCUGCUGGAUAGGCAACCGAGGGUUCAGCAGGAAUUGGGACUUAGAAAAUUUUUCUAAGUGUAGCACACCAUAGGGAGCCUUCGGGAGUUGGCAUCCCUUCCUGAUGUGUGAAUAUUGGACCGAGGGCCCAAUGUACAGGACUUAGAUUUUUUUUUUUGCAAGUGUAGUAUGUCACGUAGCCUUCGGCUACUGUGGAGCCUCCACUGAAAUAUUGAGUAGGCCGGGGGCCAAUUCUUUAGGACUUAGGAAAUUUUCUUGAGUGUUGAUUCCUUGUGUACUGUAGCCUUCGAUUGAUAGGCAGCCUUCAGCAAUUAGGUCCCUUGAGAUGAGGGUGAAAUAUGUAGGACUUAGAAAAUCUUCUAAGUGUAGAGUUUCCCUUGGGAGCCUUCGGGAGAUGGCAUCCCUCCAUGAUGUAUGAGUAGCUGACCGGGGGGAAAUAUGCAGGACUUAGAAAAUAUUCUAAGUGUAGAUUUUCCCUUGGGAGCCUUCGGGAGAUGGCCUCCCUCCUUGAUGUAUGAGUAGUUGACCGGGGAAAAACAUGUAGGACUUUAGAAAAUAUUCUAAAUGUAGAUUUUCCCUUGGGAGCCUUCGGGAGAUGGCAUCCCUUCUUGAUGUAUGAGUAGUUGACCGGGGGAAAAAUAUGUAGGACUUAGAAGAUAUUCUAAGUGUAGAUUUUUCCUUGGGAGCCUUCGGGUGAUAGGUGCCCUCUGACUCCACAUCACUUUGCCAGAUGCCCGGGGGCUGCUCAUUUAGGACAGAAUAUAUUUUUUCAAGUGUUGUUGUAUUGCAUGACCUUCGGCUACCAUAUUCCCUUGGCUGUAAUGCUGAUUGGGCCGGGGGCCCAAUCUUUAGGACUUAGAAUUUUUUCAAGUGCUGCUUCCUUGUGUAGCCUUCGGGUGAUAGGUGCCCUCUGACUCUGCAUUACUUUACGAGAUGCCUGGGGGCUACUCCUUUAGGACUUAGAAUAUUUUCUAAGCGUAAAUUGGUGUUGAGCUUCCGGAUGUAGAUCCCUUGUGUUGUAUGAGUCUCUGGCCGAGGGCCAAAUAUGUGUGGAAUCCUGUUGUUGUAAAGAAUGCCAAUGAUGAGUGUGUGCCCUCGGCAUACACUUUAAAAGUUGUAGAUUUCGACCCUUGCUGGAGCCUUCGGUGCUUGUGUGAUCGGAGGUGACCAGGCAGUGGACUUAGCCGUUUCCUGAUGAUAUUUGUUUGAGUGGUAUCCUUCGGGAAAUAGGAGCCUUCAAUUACCGGAGGUGUCCCCGUGGGGAGCCCUCGGCUUGUUGUGAUCUGUUGGAGUGUACUCUUUGAUUUCUCGCUGAGUCUACUCCCCUUCACCCCCUCUUUUUUUUUCUUCUUUUUUUUUUUUUUUUUUUGGUUGGUGGUGAAGGGAAGGCAUCAAGAAACUUGGUUUCUUGGUAAGGCUGGGCCUAUCAGGAGACCAUCAGAAUACACCAAUGGCUCUCCUCCCUCGGGUUAACCUUCCGAGUUCCGAGGGGAUCGAGGGACGUUUCCUGGGCACAAGAUAUGGUGGUCCGUAACCUGCCUCCCCUUGGGGGAUGGCGCGGAAAGCGCCUCAUUUUUGAAAGUCGUCCCCUCGGCGCUAGACAUAGUCCGUGGCCUGCCACACCCUUGGGGUGGUGGCGCGGGGAGCGUUUCGGUUUGGAAGUCGAAUCCUGGGCAUUUCUCGUGCCUGUCACACCCUUGGGGUGAUGACGCGGAUAGCGUUCCAUUUUUGAAAGUCGAAUCCUGGGCAUUUCUCAUGCCUGUCAUACCCUGGGGGUAAUGACGCGGAAAGCGUUUCAAGGAAGGGUUUUCAUUUGCACACUAGUUGCAAAUGGUCGGGGGCACUACGUGCCGCCGGCACCGAUGGUGGCGCCUUCGGUAUAUGCGUCCUCGUGGGGUACGGCUUUUAGAAACAACACUUGGUGUUAGUUUUGAUGUGUAGCCCCCGGUACUUGGUACCGAGGGGUCUUCUGUAGGAACACUUGGUGUUCUCUUUUGUUGUAGUUGAUGUAGGCGUCUACCCUCGUUACUUGGUACCGAAGGGUCUUCAAAUGAAACACUUGGUGUUUCCCAAUAGAUGUUUGGAAGUUGAUAGGAGAGCAUAUCCCUGGCACUGAGUGCCGAGGGGUCUUCUUUGAAACAUUUGGUGUUUUUCCUUCGUUUCGAUGUUUGAUGAUGGAGGUGUACCCUCGGCACUGGGUGCCAAAGGGUUUUCUGUAGGAACACUUGGUGUUCUCAUCUUUUCUUUUUUUUGAUGUUGAAGGUGGGAAUGUACCCUCGGCACUGGGUGCCGAAGGGAAAUGAAACACAUGGCGUUCCUUGUUGUUGGUGAUAGGAGUUCCCUCCCUCGAUACUUGGUACCGAGGGGUCUUGACGUAAAAUACGUGGUGUUUUCACUGUUUGUUGUAGGUGUUGAUGAUGUCCGCCCUCGGCACUUGGUGCCGGAGGGGGUUCUUCUCGUGGUGAGGCCUGGGGCCUGUAGUCAGUAUGAGGGCUUGAUGUCUUGAAUGUAUCUUCAUUCUUCGAAAUUGGAGGCCUUGGGCCAUAGGAUAGUACAUUCACUAGUUAUGAGGGCUUGGCCGCUCUUACAUUAUUGAUAAAAUUUAACUAAAUGGUGUACAUUCCAGUGCCUAGGGACUUCUUUCCCAUUGGGGCGUUUGAGCUUGUAGGUCCCAGGUUUGAUGAUGGCUGCUAUGAUGUAGGGGCCUUCGAAUUUUGGUGCCAUUUUUCCUCCCUCGGUUGGUUGGCUGGCUUCCCUCCUCCGGAGGACAUAAUCCCCCACUUGAAAUUCUCGGGUGCGAACUUUGGCGUCGAUGUAGCUUUUAACUUGCCUUCGGUAGUUUUCUGCCCGGAUGAAGGCCUGCUCCCGGCGUUCUGAAAUGAGGUGGAGGUCGAGGGCCAUGUUGCUGUCGUUGACCUCGGGGUCAUAUUGGAUCACCCUUCGGGUGGGAAGGGUGACUUCCGUAGGAGCUUUGGCUUCAAAACCGUAGGAGAGGGAGAAGGGUGUUUCACCUGUUGCUCGCCGAGGGGUGGUGCAAUAGGCCCAAAGGAUGUUGUGGAGUUCUUCCACCCAGCCACCUCCCUCGGCCUCUAGCUUCUUUUUUAGGCCUUCGAGCAAGGUCUGGUUGGCAUUCUCUACUUGCCCGUUGCCUUGAGGGUAGGCAACGGAGGAGAAGGUGUGUUUGAUGCCCCAUGCCUCCAGAAGGGCACAGAAGGGGGCUGCCUCAAAUUGUGUCCCAUUGUCGGAGAUGAUCUGGUGGGGGACGCCAAACCUUGUGAGGAUGUUCUUGAGGACGAAGUGACGGCACUUCGCCUCUGUGAUGCUGGCGAGGGGUUCAGCCUCCACCCACUUGGUAAAGUAGUCGACGGCCACGAUGAUGUAUCUGUUGUUGGAGGUACCCCUCGGCAGAGGGCCCACAAGGUCUAUCCCCCAUCGAGAAAAGGGGACAGAGGUGCUGAUGGGGGCAUAGUUGACCGCUGGCCUGCCGGGAGCUUUCUGGAAAUGUUGACAUGCGGUGCACCUCCGGGCAAGGUCAGCACAAUCCCUGGCCAUGGUUGGCCAGAAGUAGCCCUGGAGAAUGAGCCUUCGGGACAUGGAGAAGGGUCCCUGGUGAGCUGAGCAAGUGCCACUGUGCACUUCCUCCAUUGCGACCUCGGCUUCAUCUGGAUGAAGGCACCGAAGUAGCGUGCCAUUGUAAGAUCGUUUGUAGAGCCUUCCAUCUUCGAUGGUGUAGCUGGGAGCCCUCAGCUUUGCUAGUUUAGCGCGGGCCUCAUUUUCGGAUAGCUGCCCUGUGGAGAUGAAGGCGGUGAUAUCUGAGAUCCAAUCCUCCUGACGUUGUUGUAUGUUCAUAACGGGGCUUGCAUGGAUGCUUGAGAGGCCGAGUUCCUCGAUUUUGGCAAUUUUGGAGAUGUGCUCGGGGGAGUCGGCCGAGAGCUUAGAUAAUAUGUCGGCCUCGGAGUUCUGAGCCCUCGGUAUUUGAGUGAGAGAGUGUGCCUCAAAUACCUUAAGCAACUCCUUGGUCGCUUCCUUGUACUGUUUCAUUCUCCCCUCCUUGGCCUCAUAUUCUUCGGAGAUUUGGCCAACGACCAACUUGGAGUCGCAUUUGAUGUGGAUCUGCCGAGCCCUCAUGUUGGCAGCCAGCCGAAGGCCACAUAGGAGGGCCUCAUAUUCGGCCUCAUUGUUGGAGACCUUGAAGGAGAAGCGGAUUGCAUAGUAGGCCCUGAAGCCCUCGGGAGUAAUGAGGACUACCCCUCCCCCGCAUGCUUUGGUCGCGGAGGAGCCGUCAGUGUAGAGGGUCCACCAGUCGUCCGAGGUAGCCGAGGGCUCCCCGUCCGUGGCUGCCCUUGCGGUACACUCCGUCACAAAGUCCGCCAGGGCUUGGCCCUUGAUGGCAGGCCUUGGGCGGAUGUCAAUGUUGUACUGGCUCAAGAAGAUAGCCCAUUUCACCAUGCGGGAGGAGCUGGUGGGGCUCCUCAUGAGGGCGCCGAGGGGUUGAUGAGUGAGGACCUGAACCGGGUGAGCCUGAAAGUAGUGGCCCAACUUCUUGACGGUCCAAACGAUGGCCAACACCGUUUUUUCCACAGGGGAGUACCUGAGCUCGGCCUCCCUUAGGGUCUUCCUAACGUAGAAGAUGGCAUGUUGGGUGCCGUCUUCCUCCCGAAUGAGCACAGAGCUGAUGGCCGCCGGGCUAACCCCAAGGUAGAGGUAGAGGGUCUCCCCUACCUUGGGUUUGGAGAGCACAGGAGGUGAAGAUAGAUACCGUUUGAGCUCGUCGAAAGCCCCCUGGCAUUCUGGAGUCCAUAGAAAGCCAGCCGUCUUCCUCAUGAUCUGGAAGAAGGGUAGAGACUUCUCCGCUGAUUUAGAUAGAAAGCGGUUGAGGGCUGCCAGGCGACCCGUCAACCGUUGGACUUCCUUCACAUUGCGUGGGGGCUCCAUGUUGAUGAUGGCCUGGAUCUUCUCGGGAUUGGCCUCAAUACCCCUUCGGCUCACCAUGUAGCCCAAGAAUUUGCCCCCUUGGACGCCGAAGGUGCACUUCUUCGGGUUUAGCCGAAGGUUGAAUUUUUGCAUGAUGGCGAAGAUCUCCCGGAGGUCGUCAGCAUGGCUGGAAGAUUGUUUGCUCUUGACGAUCAUGUCGUCAACAUAGGCCUCCAUGGUGCGCCCUAGGACGGCUUGAAAGACCCGGGCCACCAUCCGGGUGUAUGUGGCCCCCGAGUUCUUUAGGCCGAAGGCCAUCACUAGGUAGCAGAAGAUGCCCUCGGGAGUCAUGAAGGCAGUUUUUUCGGCGUCCUCCUCGUGCAUGAAAAUUUGGUGGUACCCCCGGAAGGCAUCGAGGAAGGACAUGAUCUCACACCCUGCGGUCUCAUCCAUUAGUUGGUCAAUGUUUGGUAGAGGGAAUGGAUCCAUAGGGCAUGCUUUGUUGAGAUCGGUGUAGUCCACGCACAUGCGGAAGGUAGGGGGCUUCUGUGCGAGGACUACAUUUGCCAGCCAUGAGGGGUAUUUCACCUCCUUGAUGUGCUUAAUUGAGAGAAGCAUGGCGACCUCCUUCUUCACGAAUUCCCUCCUCUCGGCGGAGAGGGGUCUCCUUCGUUGUUGUACUGCUUUUGCCGAGGGGUCCACCGAGAGGCGGUGGGUGAUGACCCUUCGGCUGAUUCCCGGCAUGUCCUCCGGCCCCCAUGCAAAGACAGUGGAGUAGGCGCGGAGGGCGUCGGUGAUACCGGUCUUCAGAUCUUCAGGGAGCUGGGCUCCAAUCUUCACGACUCUCUCCGGCUGGGCCGGAUCGAGCGCAAAGUCUUCUACGUCCUCGGCCGGUUCAGCCCUCGGCCUUCUUUCCUCUUGGUCGAUGGUUCCGGUGAUGGUGUCAACACGGAAUUCUGUCUUGCUCACCUUCUUAGUGACCUGAAGAUAGCAGGCGCGGGCAAUUUUCUGGUUCCCCCGGGAGUAGCCAAUGCCCCCCUCGGCGGGAAACUUGAGGCAGAGGUGCCUCAUGGAGAUGAUGGCUUCGAGGUCCUCGAGGGCUGGCCGGCCGAGGAUGAUGUUGUGGGCGCAGUCAAUGUUGACGACGACGAACUCCACUUCGAGCUGGGCUCUAUGGAGCCCGUCGCCGAAGAUCACCGGGAGGGUUAUUACCCCCUCGGAAUCAAUAGUAUCGCCGGUGAAGCCGACAAGAGGGGUCUUAAUGGGCCGAAGGGACCCCCUCUCCAGAUGCAGCUCUCUGAAGGUGCUGAGGUACAUUACAUUGACGGAGCUGCCCGUGUCAAUGUAAGUUCGGUGAAUGAUGGUGUCGUUUAUCUCCGUCCGAAUCACCAAGGCAUCCCUGUGAGGAGAAGAAGUAGGAGGGAGAUCUGCGUUGGUGAAGGUGAUGGGUUCCUCCCUCAGUCUUUUUACCGGGGGCAUAUGAGUGACUUCCCCUACGUAAAGCGAUUGAGCCCACUUCUUUCGCUGGCUGGUGGAAUCGCCCCCUGUAUUGCCACCGGUGAUCAUGAGGAUGUGGCGUUUUUUCUCCUGGUAGUGGGGGUAUUCCUCCUCCUCUUCUUCCAAAUUCCCAAUCUCCCUCUUCUUGCCGAGGGGGAUGGUAUUCGGGUUUACCCAAGCGUUCACCUUCGUGUGGUGCCCUCGGGGAGGCCCGUGAUGAGAAGGUCCCUCCUGUCGAGGGCUCUGAACAAAUUGGGACAGGUGCCCUGCUUGUAUUAACCUCUCGAUGGCUGUCUUCAGCUGAUGGCAGUCAUCGGUUCUGUGCCCCUGGUGCCGGUGGAAGCGACAGUAGAGGAACUGAGGGUUGAUAGCGUGUACCUUCGGGGGUGCGCGAGAGUCGCGUUCAACGAGGCCCCUCUCCUCGGCAAAAUCGAGGAUGAUGCUGACGGGGUGCGUCAAUGGUGUCCGAGGGCGGUCCAGGAGAAUGGGCUGUGCCCAAGUCUUAGGGUUGCUCUUAUAACUUCCCUCGGGCUUGGCUUGGCCUUGCCGAGGGCGGUCAUCAGAGGGUCCCGAAGUCUUGGGGUAACUUGGAGGAGCCCCCGGUCCUCGGUUAUGUUUAUUGUCAGCCCUCGGGGGCUGCUGGUCCGGAUGCUGGUGAUACUUCUCCACCUCCUCGGCUUCAGCAUAUCGGUCCCCCCGCUGCAAAGCCCUUAUGUAGUCGCGGGGGGGUUCAAUGAUGAGGCUCCUUGAAAAGUUGCCGGUGCGGAGGACGGUUUGUAGGAGGGCCAGGAGGGUCCCGUCAUCAGCACCGUCGACCUUGUCAGCCUCCGUCCUCCAGCGCUCUAGGAAAUCCCGAAGGAUCUCAUCCUUCUUCUGGCGUAUUGUUAGGAGGUGGGAGAAGUGCUUCCUUGUGCGACGCCUCCCGGCAAAUUGUGUCAAGAAUCGCUGGGCGAGUUCUUGCCAUGAAUCAAUGCAGCCCUCGGGUAGCCUGUUGAACCACUCGUACGCCGGCCCCUCUAAGGUGCAGAGGAACCAACGACACAAAUAUUCGUCUGACGCCCCCACCAUCAUCAUGAUGUUCUGGUAUUUGCUGUAGUGUUCCUGGGGGUCCGUUUUCCCGUUGUAGGGCUGGAUGUGUUGCCCUCGGUAUUUCUCCGGGAUCCGGGCCGCCAAUACCCUUGGGGUAAAUGGGGUCCGAGUCCGGAGCUGGAUGACGGGUUCCCCGGAGCCCUCGGCCACCUUCUUCUGUAAUUCCUCCAUUUUGGCCAUCAUGGCCUCGUAUUUGAGGUCCGAGUGAGGGGCGGAGGUGGUGGCGUGAGCUUUGUUGGACUCCAUCUCGUCAAGCCGGCGUUGGAGGGCCGCGAUAAUCUCGUCCCGGGGAUCCUUCGGGAGGGUCUCCGCCCCCUGCGAACGAACCCGGGCUGAGUGGGCCUGGUUGAUUUGGUGGCGAGCAUCAUUGGCAUGAAGGGGUGCCUUGCCUUUGUCCCGAGGGGGACGCUCCUCGUCUGCCCUCGAAACAGAUCCCCCGCUUUCCUGGGGCCUUUGGAGUGCUUUCCCCCCGAGGCGGUCUUGGACCCCUCGGCGGUCUGGCCCUCCUCCGAGCCGGUUGAGGGUGGAAGUACGGGGUCUUUCCCUGUUGUCAUUAUGGCGGUCCCGGGACUGAACUUCCUGGGAGGACGUAUCUUGGGCCACCACCCCUUCGUCGUUCCUCACCCGAGGGGUGAGAUUUCCGAAGGGGUGUGGCAGAGGGGGAAGUAUGAUGUUUUCCCCAACCUGAGGGUGAGCUGGAGCUAGGGUGCCGAAGGCACCCGGGUUCUGGGUGAGCGUUUGGAUGAAGGCGGAGAGCACCGAUUGCACGUCGAUGGUGAGAACCGGAGGGCUGACUUGGUCAUCGCUCCGGUUUUUCUUCUUGGCCUCGAUGCCGAGGCGGGCAUCGGGGGCAUUUUGUUGGAUCUGAAGGCGUAGGUCGACAGCCGCCUGUUCCAGCCCAGCGAUGACACCGCUCUCGGGAGCCCUGUGAGAGGCUUCGGGGGCGUUGACGUCGCCGAGGGCCAGGUUCUUGUCUUCUACGUUUUUGGAGUUGGCACGUGUUGUUCUCACCAUUUUGAUAGAGGGCUAGUGUUUUGUGUUUGGUCGAGGGGGGGGGGGGGGUUCUUACUUGAUUGUUCGACCUCUCAACGAGAGCACCAAAUGAUGGAUAGUCUACCCGGGGGUAUAUAUCCGAAGGGUUAUUACGGGGAACAACUUAGAGAGAAGUCAGAGCAAGUAAGUGAAAGUAGAGAGAGAGAGAGAGUAUUGAGUAUGAAUGCCG